Miscanthus lutarioriparius is the source of this 384-nucleotide messenger RNA. The record is from the annotation of a GenBank genome assembly. NCBI's taxonomy places the organism in Eukaryota, Viridiplantae, Streptophyta, Magnoliopsida, Poales, Poaceae.
AUGGAGUGGGCGCUCUCCCACGCCAUCGUCAAGGGCGAUGACAUCCUGCUCCUCCACGUCAACAUGCCCUACCCGCACAACGGGGCCGCGGGCGGAGCCGCCGGGCCCUCACGCUCCUCGUCUGGCGGGAGCACCGGUUCCCCGAUCGCCGCGCUCCUAGGGGGUGGGUCGGGCGCCGGCGGCGCGGAGUCGGUGGAUUUCGUGGAGGCGAUGCGCGCCGCGUGCAAAGCGCGGUACCCCGCGCGCGGUGUGCACGGGGAGCGCGUCGAGCCAGCUACCGAGGGCCGGGAAGCCAAGGCGCAGACCAUCCUCGCCGAGUCCCAGCGACGGGGCGUCGAGGUCCUCGAUAUUGGCCAGCGCCGCGUGUCCUCCUUCCUCGGGUAA